Molecule: messenger RNA, 2789 nt
Organism: Sipha flava (yellow sugarcane aphid)
Lineage: Eukaryota; Metazoa; Arthropoda; Insecta; Hemiptera; Aphididae
Product: leucine-rich repeat-containing protein 24-like
Exons: 2
Coding region: 386-2005 (539 amino acids)
Molecular function (GO): protein binding
Source: RefSeq, a predicted model, not a curated record
AGCGCCGCCCAGUCAGUUCAGUACCGGUUCUCUUCACGUACCCGUGUUCCGUACGCGUUUUUCGUGCGCAGUGCUUUUUUUUUUUUUUUUUUUAAUUAUUUUAAUUUAUUGUGUUUUCCCCGUACGGCGUACGAUGUUUGUUCCGUCGAUGGCGACUGCGUGCGACUACCGUUUUCCGGUGUGAAUUGUUAUCGUGUUUCUCCGGUUUUACCGUCGUGCGGUUCUCGUUCGAUACGUUUCCCCGUGCGAACGUUUAAAGAGACGCGCGAACGUGUGCGCGUGUUCGGUGAGUUCCGCCGCGCGUCGUUCUCGUGAACACUUUCGUGCGCUCCGUCGACGCUUCGCCCACGUAUCGGUUCGGGUCGGAUCGCGCGCAGCGGCCAACAUGCCGCGGUCAAGUGGUCGUAGAGCUGCUGCGGCGGCGGCGACGGUGUUGGUCGCGUUGCUCGCCGUGCUGCCGUCCGCGCGGCCGUUCGAGGGCUGUCCGUCCGUGUGCUCGUGCAAAUGGAAGGGCGGCCGGCGGACGGUGGAGUGCGCGGACCGGGCGCUCAUCACCGUCCCGACGGGCGUGGACUCGGACACCCAGGUGCUGGACCUGUCCGGCAACAACCUGCAGAUACUGCCCAACCAGACGUUCGCGCGCGCCGGGCUGGCCAACCUGCAGAAGGUGUACCUGCGCAACUGCCGCAUCGGGCAGAUCGACGAGACCGCGUUCCGCGGGCUCACCAACCUCAUCGAGCUCGACCUGUCCAACAACCUGCUGACGUCCGUACCCACGUACGUGUUCCGCGACAUACCGUUCUUGCGCGAGUUGUCCGUGGCUCGGAACCCCAUACAGAAGAUCGAGGCGCGCUCGUUCGCCGACUGCCCCGGCGUCGUCAAGGUGGACGCGUCCCAUUGCGGGCUGCAGUCCGUGGCCGGGCUGGCGUUCGAGGGCGUCACGCGACUGGAAACGUUGCGCAUCAACGACAACCGGCUGACCGAGCUGUCCGCCACGGUACUCGAGUCGCUCAACAAGCUGCGGUCCAUCGAGCUGCACGACAACCCGUGGGUGUGCGACUGCCACCUGCGGCCCAUGAAGCUCUGGCUGUCCGGCAACAACGUGCCGUACAACCAACCGGCGCUGUGCGCGGGCGGUCCGGAACGGCUGUCCGGCAAACCGCUGAUGGAACUGGACGUGGAGGACUUCGACUGCCGGCCGGACGUGCGCGUCGAGUCGCGGUACGUGGAGGCCACCGAGGGCGAUAACGUGACGGUCCGGUGCCGGGUGGAGCCGGGCUCGAUGGCGCACAUCGCGUGGUACCUGAACGGCCGGCGGCUCCAGGGGCUCGGUCCCGUCACGCCCACCGGUUCGUACCGCGUGGCCGGGCUGGACCUGAUACACGACCACGACGCGUCCCGGCUGGACAUGUGCGACUCGCCCAUGUCGUCGACGGCCAAACCGCCGCCGUCGUACUACAGCGGCCGGCACACGACCGCGAGCAGCGUGCGGCCGUACGACGAUCGGACACCGAUCAUCGGCACCGGAAGCGCGGGCGACGCGUACAGCGUGGGCACCGGGUCCGACGAGGUGUUCUCGUACAACAGCCAACAGCAGUUGCACUACGGCGGCGGCGGUAGCCAUUACGCGCCGCAGCAGCACGUGGCCGGCCACAGCGUCGGUGGCAGCGUGAGCAGCGAUUACCCGGCCGACUACGGUCUGCCCAUCAUACCGCCCGGCCAACACCAUCAUCAGUCCGCGGGCAACGUGUCGCAGCACCAUCAGUACCAUCCUCAGCAGCACCCCCAGCACCAUAACCAUAUGGCACCGCCGCAACAGCAGUACUUCAACAAUCAGCCCCAGCAGGAUUUCCAACAACAGCACCAGCACGACGAGAUGUUGCAGCAACCGUCGGUGAAGACCCUUCGGGUUUGGCAGAGAGGCGUACCCGUGUUGCCAACCACGCCGUCCCUGCAACGGUUCGCCAACAGGACUUCGCCCAUCACGCCCGGUACCGACGUCUGACGUGCGCUUGGUUAAGUUUACGUUAUUUCCAGACUUACACAAUAUUAUUUAUUACGAUUCAUUUUUUUUUUUUUUUUUUUUACAAUUAUUUAUUUGCCCUUGUUUGUACGAUGUAUUGUCCUUCUGUGUUACUUUUUUCUGUAAGUAUUAUUACUAGGUGUAAAGUAUAUGAACAUUUUAAGUUAAUCGUGCGUACGCGUAUAUGCACGACGUGUGACGCGCGUUAAAAGUAUCUUCAGAUGUUCGCGUUUUAUUUCGCCAACCGGAGCGCCCUCGAUGUCGCGAAAACGCACGUCAUUGCGAAACACGGUGUUAGAUGUAGGUUUUCGAAACUUUUCCUCUUGGACGACCGCUUUUUCCGCUCGUUCCGCCGAGGAGACGCGACCGAAAUCGAUAUGUCUGCAGGUCGAUGGUGGAGCGGGUGGUCUUGUGUGCGCGUAGUAAGACGGGUGACGAAUUAUUAUCGCGAAAAGGGAGCGAUUAAGGAAGAAGGAAAAAAAAUAUUAAAAAAAAAAAAAUAAAAAAAAAUAGGGUUUUCUGGCGACGAUGCGCGGCACUAGUGGUGGGGACGAAGCGCGACGGAAAGACGUAUUGAUUUCCGGGAAUUUUCGGCGAAAACCGUUGCGGGAGAGUGGGUUGCUCCUUUUCGGGAAAUACAGGAAAAAAAAACCAUCCGUGAGAUCUCAUUCGUUACGGAAACGCGCGUCAUGCCCAAUGUUCCUUCUAUACGCGUACUUACGUAAUACACACGUUUUACCUAAUACGUGUGUAUGCGUGCACUAGU